Molecule: messenger RNA, 1887 nt
Organism: Zingiber officinale
Lineage: Eukaryota; Viridiplantae; Streptophyta; Magnoliopsida; Zingiberales; Zingiberaceae
Exons: 16
Coding region: 1-1554 (517 amino acids)
Source: RefSeq, a predicted model, not a curated record
AUGUCACCAAUAGACCAUCGGGUGAUAGUUGAUUGGGCCGGGAUGUCAAUUGAAAAUAUAAAUAUGGUCGCAGUUGGCCUCCUUUCCCUUCUGCUUCACAUAGAUUCUUACCUCUACAGGAAGACUCGGAACUGCUGGGUCCCGGUCGGACUUGAUGACUCUGCUCGAAUGCGCUCAGCUACCCAGAAGCAGGAUCGAUCUCUAGUAGGGGAAUUGGUUUUCCUGUUUAUGAGGAGGAAAUCCUCGAUAAUGGUGGCUUCGAAAUUGCUGAUCGCUUCAAUCGCCAUCCUCCUUUUGUUCGUGGGGGUCUGGGCGGACGCGCCGACCCAAGAGGAGGUCGUGGAACCCGAAGACUUGGAUUCAGGGCUGAGACUGGAGUUGGAGCAGCUUAAGAGGAAGAUCUUUACCUUAGAAUCUAGUAAUUUGGGUAAAGAGCAAGAAUUGAAGAGCAAAGAUGAGCGGAUCACCUAUUUGGAGAAUAUCGUGAAAGAAAAGUCGAUGACCAUAGCAUCAUUACAGAGUGACAUUGCAUUGAUCCAGAAAAGGGGUGAUCUAGAUGCAAAGGAGAUUGUUAAAAAGGCACGAGCUCGAGUUGAUGAACUUGAGGAGCAGGUGGAAAAACUAAGAACUGAGAUUAAAUUAAAAGAUUCAGAGAGGGAUUCUUUGGAUGCUCGGGCCAAUGAAGCUGAAAUGAAAGCAAAAGAUCUUAGUUUGAAGUUGGAAAGUCUUCAAAAGACAAACGAUGAGCAAUACCGUAGAAUUCAAAAAACUGAGCAUGCUCUUCAGGUGGCAGAGGAGGAGCUUCUAAGAGUACAAUUGGAAGCAACAGCUAAGUCAAAGGAAUUAUCACAGGCUCAUGGAGCAUGGUUUCCUCCUUGGUUUGCUACUCACGCCUAUUACUAUAAGGAACUUGCAACAACUCACUGGAAGGAGCAUGGACAACCAGUACUAGAUGUCAUACUUCAAAAGGUAUCAGAGAAAUCAAUUCAAGCACAACAAUUUAUGGAACCACAUUUUGAAUCUUCCAAAACUAAAUGGAUGUUUCUUGUGUCAAGCACUGAACCUUAUGUGCAAACUGUGUCAAGUAAAGCAGCGGAAGUUUAUCACACAUCUAAGAGUGCCAUGUCCAGCCACAUAGCCAAAGUACAAGAAAUUUCAGAUCCUUAUUUCCAGGCUGCCAAGAGAUUUUCUCAACCAUAUGUAAAACAAUUUGCUACUAUUACCAAACCACAUUUUGAAAAAGUGCGAGUUGCUUUUAGUCCCUAUAGUGACUGUGUGAUUCAUGCUUAUGGAAAAUUUCUCGAAUCAGCCACAACUUAUCACCAGCAGGUCCAAGUUGGCAUUCAAGAACACCUCAAGAAAUAUGAAUUAAUAAAAUUUCUUGCUACCAAAGAGCUGGUGUGGUUUAUGGCCUCUACUCUUUUGGUAUUCCCUGUUUUCCUGGCAUACAAACUUUUGUCAUAUAUUUUGAGUUCUAAGAAAAAAAAAACAACAAAAAGUUCUCAUGCAACCCGACCACAUCGCAAGCCUAAGCAUAGGCAUGCUGAGAAGUAAAGUUUGUUCUGGGCUUCUUAUACUCAUAAGAUGGACAAAUGACUCGUAGUUGGUCAUGUACCUUGUUCCUACUUGAUAUCCACCGAAAAUUAUCAGGAGUUAGCAAUCCUAUUUUGCAGAUGAAUUAAGAUAAUACAUUAAAAAUUUUGUUGCAAAGAUGACCGAGUGCAUGAUAUAUUCGGUCAUUGGAUAUUUACAAAUUCAUUCUUGCUCUUGGAUUAUAUGUAAAGACUUUCAGCCAAGAGUCCCUGUUCUUAGGAUCUUAUGUUGGAUUAUCACUGAAGUGUCCAUUCAGAUGAAUAUAUUGAGAAGAAAGUAUUUUGAUAUGGGUCA